Molecule: messenger RNA, 840 nt
Organism: Aplosporella prunicola CBS 121167
Lineage: Eukaryota; Fungi; Ascomycota; Dothideomycetes; Botryosphaeriales; Aplosporellaceae
Exons: 2
Coding region: 317-832 (171 amino acids)
Cellular component (GO): nucleus; cytoplasm
Molecular function (GO): protein tyrosine phosphatase activity
Source: RefSeq, a predicted model, not a curated record
GGCGGACAGGCUAAACGCUACCUAAGGUUUGUUUGUUUGUUUCUAUGUCUACGGCUAUUUUUUUUUCCUGGUGUUCGCACGCCUCGCGCAACAAACUUGACAGCCAACCAACUGAGCGCGACUUGUACGACCGCAACACCGCAACCGCCGCCGCCGCCGCCGCCGCCGCCGCCGCCGCCACCGCCGCUCCCGCCGCCACCCGAAAAGAAAAGAGCACAGCAGCCUUCCUGCAGCAUCGCGGAAGAAAGCGCAGCCACGAACACACAGAAACACACAGAGACACAACGCACGGCAGCAGCAGCACUAGGAGGGCAAGAUGUCGAACCUCACGAUUGCGAGCCUGCGGCGCAUCGACCGCGACCAGCUGUACGGGCUGCUAAAGACGAGCAGCACGAUGCUGACAGGCAGCAGUCCGCAGGUAGCGGUCAUCGACGUGCGCGACAGCGACCACGUCGGCGGGCACAUCCGGCACAGCCGGCACGUGCCGUCGUCGACGCUGGACUGGGCGACGCCGGAGCUGGUGCGCGCGCUGCGCGACGUCCCGACCGUCGUGUUCCACUGCGCGCUGAGCCAGCAGCGGGGGCCGAGCGCGGCGCUGAGAUAUUUGCGGGAGAGGGCGAGGCUGCUGGGCGAGGAGGAGGGGGAGGGCGAGAGUGUGGGGGUGAGGGCGGAUGGGAGCGUGGGUGCUGAGGCUGAGGCUGGGGUUGAGGGGGGACAGAAACAGCAGGUUUGCGUCCUCGAUGGCGGGUUUGUGCAGUGGCAGGAGAAAUAUGGCGAAGACUCUACUGUCACCGAGGGCUACGUCAAAGACAUAUGGGAGUUUGGCUACUGACGGCGGUG